CCGGCACCGCCCUGCAGCGCCAGCGAGCACCUGGGACGGGCGGCGGGAGCAGCGGCUCACAGGACCCGCGUGUUGCUAUGCGAUAGAGCCAUGCAAACCAGAAAGAGAAGUUAAUGUGAUCAUGCAAAAUGAAAACAAUUUCACAAGAACAGCACCCCUGCCAACUCAAACCAAAUCCAAAGCAAAAUUCCACAGUUGAAACCCAAAACACAGCAAAACAUGCCAGAUGCAAAAGAUCUUUGCAAUGAGUUACCCGGGCUAUCCCCCAGCGGGUGGAUAUCCACCAGCUGCUCCAGGUAGCAGUCCUUGGGGUGGUGCUGCCUAUCCACCUUCAAAUCCACCUCCAAUUGGUCUGGAAAAUGUGGCUGGCUAUGCCAACCAGUUCAAUCCCAGCCACAUGGCUGGAAUGGCAUCCAACCUGGCAGGGACCUUUGGAGGGGCAAAUGUACCACAAAACAUGUAUCCUUCCACACCUGGGGGUUAUCCACCUGUUCCUCCAGGUGGCUUUGGGCAACCCCCGCCAGGACAGCAGCCCUCGUACGGAGGGUAUGCUCCCCCUGGAGGAAAUCCACCAUCCGGAAUGCCCUCUUAUCCAGGGUAUGGAGGCGGCCCUGUGCCAGGCCAGCCCACACCACCACCUGCUCAGCAGCCUAUGAACUAUCCAGGAUUUCCAGCAGCUCACCCAGGGCAGCAGCCCAUGCCAAAUUACCCAGCAGGUCCAGCUGUGAACCCAUCUAUGCCCUCUUACUCAGGAACUACAGGGCCUGCAGUCACUCCUCUAACACAUGGAAACCGAGGUACCAUCACUGAUGCACCAGGUUUUGACCCUCUGAAGGAUGCAGAAGUCUUAAGGAAGGCCAUGAAAGGAUUUGGAACCGAUGAGCAGGCCAUCAUCGAUUGUCUUGGAAGUCGUUCAAACAAGCAACGGCAGCAGAUAAUCCUGUCCUUCAAAACAGCUUAUGGAAAGGAUUUGAUCAAGGAUCUCAAGUCUGAGCUAUCAGGUAACUUUGAGAAGACAAUCUUGGCAAUGAUGAAGACACCUGUCAUGUUUGAUGCUUAUGAAAUCAAGGAAGCUAUAAAGGGCGUUGGCACAGAUGAAAACUGUCUCAUUGAAAUCUUAGCUUCCCGCAGUAAUGAGCAUAUUCAGGAACUUAACAGGGUCUAUAAAGCAGAAUAUAAGAAAACUCUGGAGGAAGCAAUAAAAAGUGACACAUCUGGACACUUUCAGAGACUUUUAAUAUCACUUGCUCAGGGAAACAGAGAUGAAAGUACAAAUGUCGACAUGUCUGUUGUCCAAAGAGAUGUACAGGAGUUGUAUGCAGCUGGAGAGAACCGUCUAGGAACUGACGAAUCCAAAUUCAAUGCCAUUCUGUGUGCAAGAAGCAGGGCCCACCUUAGAGCAGUCUUCAGCGAGUACCAGAGGAUGUGUAACCGGGACAUCGAAAGCAGCAUAUGUCGUGAAAUGUCUGGAGACCUGGAGAGGGGCAUGCUGGCAGUAGUUAAGUGUCUCAAGAACACACCAGCUUUUUUUGCAGAGAGAUUAUAUAAAGCAAUGAAGGGAGCGGGGACAAAGGACAGGACGCUGAUCCGGAUCAUGGUAUCGCGCAGCGAGGUUGACUUGCUGGACAUACGUGCAGAGUACAAGCGGAUGUAUGGCAGAUCUCUCUACUCAGAUAUCACUGGUGAUACUUCAGGAGACUACCGGAAAAUCCUACUCAAGUUGUGUGGUGGAAAUGACUAAAUGGAGCAUUGAGCUUUUCUUUAAAAAGCUGCAAUUUUCAUGUACUUGCUGCAAAGCAUCUUUUUUCCUCCAUAAGUAAAUAUGUAAUGACUUGUUUCUUCUAAAGCAAUUACAUUUUAAAUAAUAUUGCAUAUAUCUUCAGUUCAAAAGUAGUAGGUAAUAAAUGCCAAAACCCCCCAAAAUACCCAGCUUAUGUGCUGUCUACUCAGGAUUCUGUAUAGCACCCUUGGCAAUCCUUGAAUGAGUGGUCAUUAUUUCUUUUUUGCUUCUAUCAUGCUGAAAUAAUGUUUGUUUUAUGAAAAAUCACAGUUGUGUGAUUUAAGAUUUUUUUUGUAUAAACAUUGAGUGCAAUUUUAAUGCAAGUUUUAUAUCUAUUGUAUGUAGAGUUGGUUAGCCUACUUCCUGAUAUGUGGAGAUAGCAGCCUCGAGAUUUUGUGUCAAGUUAAGACUGUUUUAAAGAAGUUUUGUCAAGUUCUAUUUUUUACCUUGAUUAUUUUCAAGGAAGAUAUGUUCCACAUUUCAUUCUUGCUAAGGCAGACUGUCCCAAGGCAGUAGUAAUGUUGACAGUAGUAAAGAUUCUGUCAUUAAUGUUUAAAGGUUUUGGAUAGUGCCUUAAAUAUAUGUAUGUAAGAAGAGAUUAUGAAAUUAAAGCUGUCUGAGUCUUUGCAGACUGUG
Messenger RNA from Pseudopodoces humilis (Tibetan ground-tit), 2416 nucleotides. RefSeq names its product annexin A11 (gene ANXA11). The record is from RefSeq and is a predicted model, not a curated record. Gene Ontology annotation, molecular function: phosphatidylserine binding; calcium ion binding; calcium-dependent phospholipid binding. Gene Ontology annotation, biological process: cytokinetic process; phagocytosis. Lineage: Eukaryota; Metazoa; Chordata; Aves; Passeriformes; Paridae. Gene Ontology annotation, cellular component: nucleus; cytoplasm; plasma membrane.